Acanthosepion pharaonis is the source of this 1890-nucleotide messenger RNA. The record is from the annotation of a GenBank genome assembly. Lineage: Eukaryota; Metazoa; Mollusca; Cephalopoda; Sepiida; Sepiidae.
AUGCUGUGUGGCAAUGGUUUAAGAACGGGUCAACAAGUUCAUACUACUGUAUAUCUACGCAUUAUCUAUCUUAGUCAAUUCCUAUCUAUCUGUCUAUCUAUUUCAGUCUAUUCAUCUAUCUAUUUAUCUAUCUUAUCAAUUCCUAUCUAUCUAUUUAUCUAUCUAUCUAUCUAUCUAUUUCAGUCUACUCAUUAUCUAUCUAUCUUAGUCAAUUCCUAUCUAUCUAUUUCAGUCUACUCAUUAUCUAUCUAUCUAUCUAUCUAUCUAUCUCAGUCUACUCAUUAUCUAUCUAUCUAUCUAUCUAUCUAUCUAAGUCUACUCAUUAUCUAUCUUAGACAAUUCCUAUCUAUCUAUCUAUCUAUCUAUCUCAGUCUACUCAUUAUCUAUCUUAGUCAAUUCCUAUCUAUCUUAUCAAUUCCUAUCUAUCUAUCUAUCUAUCUUAGUCAAUUCCUAUCUAUCUAUCUAUCUAUCUUAGUCAAUUCCUAUCUAUCUAUCUAUCUAUCUAUCUCAGUCUACUCAUUAUCUAUCUUAGUCAAUUCCUAUCUAUCUAUCUCAGUCUACUCAUUAUCUAUCUAUCUAUCUAUCUCAGUCUACUCAUUAUCUAUCUAUCUAUCUAUCUCAGUCUACUCAUUAUCUAUCUAUCUAUCUAUCUAUCUAUCUAAUCUACUCAUUAUCUAUCUAUCUAUCUAUCUCAGUCUACUCAUUAUCUAUCUAUCUAUCUAUCUAAGUCUACUCAUUAUCUAUCUAUCUCAGUCUACUCAUUAUCUAUCUAUCUAUCUAUCUAAGUCUACUCAUUAUCUAUCUAUCUCAGUCUACACAUUAUCUAUCUAUCUAUCUAUCUAUCUAAGUCUACUCAUUAUCUAUCUAUCUCAGUCUACUCAUUAUCUAUCUAUCUCAGUCUACUCAUUAUCUAUCUAUCUAUCUAUCUAUCUAUCUAUCUAUCUAAGUCUACUCAUUAUCUAUCUUAGACAAUUCCUAUCUAUCUAUCUAUCUAUCUAUCUAUCUCAUCAAUUCCUAUCUAUCUAUCUAUCUAUCUUAGUCAAUUCCUAUCUAUCUAUCUAUCUAUCUAUCUAUCUAUCUCAUCUACUCAUUAUCUAUCUUAGUCAAUUCCUAUCUAUCUAUCUCAGUCUACUCAUUAUCUAUCUAUCUAUCUAUCUAUCUAUCUAUCUAUCUCAGUCUACUCAUUAUCUAUCUAUCUAUCUAUCUCAGUCUACUCAUUAUCUAUCUAUCUAUCUAUCUAUCUAUCUAUCUAAUCUACUCAUUAUCUAUCUAUCUAUCUAUCUUAUCUACUCAUUAUCUAUCUAUCUAUCUAUCUAUCUAAGUCUACUCAUUAUCUAUCUAUCUAUCUAUCUAUCUCAUCUACUCAUUAUCUAUCUAUCUAUCUAUCUAUCUAUCUAUCUAAGUCUACUCAUUAUCUAUCUAUCUAUCUAUCUAUCUCAGUCUACACAUUAUCUAUCUAUCUAUCUAUCUAAGUCUACUCAUUAUCUAUCUAUCUCAGUCUACUCAUUAUCUAUCUAUCUAUCUAUCUAUCUAAGUCUACUCAUUAUCUAUCUAUCUAUCUAUCUAUCUCAGUCUACACAUUAUCUAUCUAUCUAUCUAUCUAAGUCUACUCAUUAUCUAUCUAUCUCAGUCUACUCAUUAUCUAUCUAUCUAUCUAUCUAUCUAAAGUCUACUCAUUAUCUAUCUAUCUAUCUAUCUAUCUCAGUCUACAUUAUCUAUCCUAUCUAUCUAUCUAAGUCUACUCAUUAUCUAUCUAUCUAUCUAUCUAAGUCUACUCAUUAUCUAUCUAUCUAUCUGACUAUCUAUCUAUCUAUCUAUCUAUCUAUCUAUCUAUCUCAGUCUACCCAUAUCUAUCUAUCUAUCUAUCUAUCUAUCUAUCUAUCUAUCUAA